Messenger RNA from Macaca mulatta (Rhesus monkey), 1371 nucleotides. RefSeq lists its product as uncharacterized. The record is from RefSeq and is a predicted model, not a curated record. NCBI's taxonomy places the organism in Eukaryota, Metazoa, Chordata, Mammalia, Primates, Cercopithecidae.
AUGCUUAAGGAAUUUGAAACCAAGGCAAGUUUGGCCGUAACACUCCGAAAUAUCCGCAUUAGGAUGCGGGCUAGGUGUCCGGCUAUCGCAAAACUACGGAGGAUGCAAGGUUUGGAAGAAACUCUGGAAAGGGAAAGAUCAGCGUGGGAUGAAGGCAGCGGUCUUGGCCUCAACCGCUGGCCUAGACACCUGGCUUCUGGGGCCCGCCCGAUCGAGCUGAACCCCCUCCCCUUCAGUCCUGCAGAGCCGGGGGGAGGCAGGGACGCGAGUGAGGCGGGGCGAGUCCUGGUGCGGCGCGCCCGGCAGACCGAGCGGGUGGCCCUCUGCGGGCUGCCCCUCUCCAUCCCUCCGCGGAUCCCCCGCCCUUACCUCCGGGCGCGAGGGUGUCGGCUGCAGAGGGUCCUAGGGAGCAGCGAGCUGCCUGGGGGUCGGGCUCAGCGGCUGCCAGCGACGGCGGGGUCUCUCGCGGGACCGCUGCUCAUGGCUUGUAGCGCCAGAGCACUGCAGCCGCGGCCACGGCGGCGCCCUCCUCCUCGUUCUCUUCGCGGGCUUCCAGCCGGGACGCAGCUAACGCCCCAGCCCCGCAAGCCCUCCUCCCCUCCGCCUCCCCGGCCGCGGACGGAGCCGCCUCCAGCACCGCCCCGCGCGCAGCUGGGCCAGCGGCAGCCAGCGCCGCCCAGCGCCCGGCCCUGGGGUCGCUACCGCCAGCCGAGUCGACUCCGCGGUGCCAGCCCCGCUGUGACGCAGGCCGCGCUGCCCGGGAACUUCCUCCCCUGCAGAGACCACCCCGCGCCCAGGACCCGCCAGCGAGGGCUGCCGCCCGCCGCCGGGGGCUUUCUCCAGGACUGGGAGAGAAAUCCUGUCUCCGCUUCGCGACGCGGCCACUCCCACCCCUGAGACGCCCACCUGGCGGGCUCUGCGUGGGGGGAUUCGGCUGCGUCUAAUACCACCUCCACCACUCAUCCCUAACAAUUCGCGGAAAACCACAGGCGGCUGUGCGCGAAGGCGUCGGCUCAGCCACCGCAGCUCCUCCCCCGGGGAUGAAAAAGCAAACUGACGUCUUGAAAGCUGGCAGCUCUCUGUAUGGAAAAUCUCUUCCCAGUGAAAAAAUGUACAGACAAGAUUACUAAGUAACAGUCUUCUGGGAAUGCCUUAUCAAUGCCAGCUAUUUGAAGAGCACCCAAAGUCAAACUAGUGCUCCGCACUGGCAGUCUGGAAAAGACAGAUGUAUGUGAGUAGAGAAACUGAUAGACAACUAGUCGCUGACCAGUUGGCCUGUUUUCAUACUACAAGCCUUCAGAAAGCAGUCGCCUCCUUUUACUAUGUUUCUAUUUCUAAACCAAAAUGAAAAGGACAUUUGUUCAAAAGAUA